This is a messenger RNA of Syngnathoides biaculeatus (alligator pipefish), 7382 nucleotides long. Its product is annotated as synaptic vesicle glycoprotein 2C-like. The transcript has 12 exons. Gene Ontology annotation, cellular component: membrane. NCBI's taxonomy places the organism in Eukaryota, Metazoa, Chordata, Actinopteri, Syngnathiformes, Syngnathidae. Gene Ontology annotation, molecular function: transmembrane transporter activity. Gene Ontology annotation, biological process: transmembrane transport; chemical synaptic transmission. Bases 1217 to 3400 code for a protein of 727 amino acids. The record is from RefSeq and is a predicted model, not a curated record.
CGCCAAACCAAAAAUAAUUAGCUUUGACACAGAACAGAAGCGAUUUUGUUGUGCGCACUUUCUGAAGAGGAUGAGAAUUCAAGCUGCGAGCAGCGAGGAAGAAGCUUUUGUACGGCGGACGACUUGACGCGAGCACACAGUUUGACGUAGCAUCAGUCGGUUUGAGGUGGUAGAAAACCUCAACAUCAGAAACAAGUAAAAAAAAUAUAUAUAUACUUUUGUGUUUUUAGGGUUUCAUCCAGAUUUCCAAUGCCAAAAAUCAGCCAUCAGUCUACCGGUUAAUAUUUUGUAGUUUUUAGAUACAAAUAGCAUUGAAAAAAAAUUUAAAAAACGGUUUUUAAAAUACAUCAAAAAGUAAUGGAAUGAGGAUUAUAUGACCUCCUUGAAAAAAAAAAAGGCUCACGAUAUAACAUGAAAAUAUGGCUUGGCAAGAUUUAUUAAAACAAGUACCGUAAAAAUAACUUUGCCUGAAAAUGAAAUGAAAAACUAAUUUAACUAUUUAUACUUCCAACAGGUCGAGCUAGUAGAAUGAUGCGGCUUCUUAUUUAAAAAAACUUUCUAACAACCAGUGAUAGAAUUCUGUGUUGAUUUUUUAAUAAUCAAUAUGACAUCCACUUUGAACCAGAACGGCAGACUUCCUGUCUCUUUAAGCAUGAGUUCUUGAGACCUUUGUGUUUUUUCAAGCAUUGCAGGUUUUUAAUAAGUGAAUCUCCACCUAUUUGCCUCACCAAAGGCGCUGAAAGUACAAAUUGGUGUCAAGGAAGUUUGUUAAAAUGACACAUCUUGAUUUAAAAGGAGGUAGGAAGGAGGAGUCGGAGUUAGAAAUGAGUCAAUUACUCAUGGUUUGCACCCCUCAAAAAAGUAAUUGAUAAACUAAGCAGAUUCAAGAGGACCCUAAAAAUACUUUCAGUCUGUUCUGCAGUCAGUAAUUCAUCAGCUAACUUUUAAUGAAGUGCUUUCUUUCUCCUUGUCUUCCUGCAGGCUGAUGGCCUCGUCCGCUGAGCUCUUCCACCGCUGAGGAGUUUUCCAAUUUCGACGGCCUCCUUUCCCAGCUCCAUGGGGUUCGACCUCAACACUUAAUUAUUAUCCCGGCAGCCGACUGUUGCUCGCUUGACCUCAUAAACUACUCCGACUGCGUCCCGGGCAGCUCCAUCCGCGGAAACUGCCGCAACAGGCUCCUUACAGAGACUCAGUGCUCGGCUUUGUCGGCGUCAAGAUGAAUGAAACGCACGACAACAGGACUUCCCUGGUCAAAGGCGCCAGAGACAUCGCCAAGGAAGCCAAGAGGCAAGCCGGCAAGAACUUCAGCAAGGCGGUGGACCGCGCCUCGGACGAAUACUCGGCGCACCGCAGUUACAACCGAUUCCACGACGACGAGGGGGAGGAGAACGACUUCGAUUCCUACGGGCAGGCGGACGGGCGCUACGACGAGGACGGGGCAUCCAGCGACGCCACGGAGGGCCACGACGACGAAGACGAGAUCUACGAGGGCGAAUACCAAGGCGUCCCCGCCUAUCAGGAGGGGAAACCGCAGACGCCCCCGGGCCUGCCGGCGGACGACAGUCUGAAGAGCCGCAAGGAUCUGGAGAACGAGCGGCAGGCCGACGAGGAGGAGCUGGCGCAGCAGUACGAGCUCAUCAUGCAGGAGUGCGGCCACGGGAGGUUCCAGUGGCAGCUCUUCUUCGUGCUGGGCCUGGCGCUCAUGUCAGACGGCGUGGAGGUCUUCGUGGUGGGAUUCGUCCUGCCCUCCGCCGAGACGGACAUGUGCGUGCCCAAUUCCGGCGCCGGGUGGCUCGGCAGCAUCGUGUACUUGGGAAUGAUGUUCGGAGCCUUUUUUUGGGGCGGCCUGUCGGACAAGCUGGGCCGUAAACAGUGCCUGCUGAUAUCCUUGUCGGCUAACGGCUUUUUCGCCUUCCUCUCCUCCUUUGUGCAAGGCUACAGCACCUUCCUCUUCUGCCGGAUGCUGUCGGGAUUCGGGAUCGGCGGCGCCGUCCCCAUCGUGUUCUCAUACUUCGCCGAGGUGUUGGCCAGGGAGAAACGUGGCGAGCACCUGAGCUGGCUCUGCAUGUUCUGGAUGAUCGGCGGCAUCUACGCCUCGGCCAUGGCGUGGGCCAUCAUCCCGCACUACGGAUGGAGUUUCAGCAUGGGCUCCGCCUACCAGUUCCACAGCUGGCGGGUGUUCGUGGUGGUGUGCGCGCUCCCUUGCGUCUCAGCAGUGGUGGCGCUCACCUUCAUGCCCGAGAGCCCCCGCUUCUUCUUACAGAUGGGCAAACACGACGAGGCCUGGAUGGUUCUGAAGCACAUCCACGACACCAAUAUGCGAGCCCGCGGAGAGCCUGAGAGAGUCUUCACCGUCAAUCGGAUUAAGAUACCCAAACUGAUGGACGAGCUGGUGGAGAUGCAGAGCGCGUCUGCCAACCCGGUGCUGAAGGUUCUCACGAAGGUCAAGACAGAGCUCCGAGGGAUCUGGUCAACUUUCAUGAGAUGCUUCGACUACCCAGUGAAAGACAACACCGUGAAAUUGGCAGCGGUUUGGUUUACGCUCUCCUUCGGGUACUACGGUCUGUCCGUUUGGUUCCCCGACGUGAUCAAGCACCUGCAGGCCGACGAGUACGCCUCCCGGGUGAAGAUCCACACCAACGAACGUAUCGAAGACUUCACCUUCAACUUCACGCUGGAGAACCAGAUCCACAGAAACGGCGUCUUCCUCAACGACAGGUUUAUCAGCAUGAAGUUCAAGGCGGUCUCCUUCGUCAACUCCUCCUUCCUCCACUGCUACUUUGAGGACGUCUCCUCCGUGGGCUCCUCCUUUCAAAACUGCACCUUCGUCGACUCCUUCUUUUAUAACACGGAUAUUGACGACGCCAAGCUGACCAACUCGCGGGUGGUCAACAGCUCCUUCCACCACAACAAGACGGGGUGCCAGAUGACCUUCGACGACGACUACAGCGCCUACUGGGUCUACUUCGUCAACUUCCUGGGAACGCUGGCCGUCCUGCCCGGCAACAUCGUCUCGGCCCUCCUCAUGGACAAAAUCGGCCGCCUCAGCAUGUUGGGUGGCUCCAUGGUGCUGUCGGGCAUCAGCUGCUUCUUCCUGUGGUUCGGCACCAGCGAGUCCAUGAUGAUCUUCAUGCUUUGCCUGUACAACGGCCUCAGCAUCUCCGCCUGGAACUCUCUGGAUGUGGUCACCACUGAGCUGUACCCCACCGACAGGAGAGGCACCGGCUUCGGCUUCUGCAACGCCCUCUGCAAGCUGGCGGCCGUGCUGGGCAACCUGAUCUUCGGCUCCCUGGUGGGCAUCACCAAGGCCAUCCCCAUCCUGCUGGCGUCGUGCGUGCUCGUCUGCGGCGGCUUGGUGGGCCUGCGGCUGCCCGACACGCGCGCCAACGUCCUCAUGUAAACGCCCGCCAGCCGCGUUUGUUUUUGUUUGUUUGUUUGUUUGUUUACCUGCACCUGUGCCACUGUUCAUUCGCUGCGCAUAACAAGGGAAACAUUUCUUUUGGAAUAUUGACGUCGCUAACGUAAAGCUAGACUCGGACUCUCGCCGUCACAUUAUUUGAUAUUUUUAGCACGGUCAAAAGUCCUGAAAAUACUGGAGUUUUCACAUCAAAACACAAUAUAUAUUUAUUGGCUCGAGUUAAUUAUGCUAACGCUGCUUUUUGACCCUCGCGGGGAGCCGUAGCUUUACGUAAACGGAGCAUUUCACUCCGGUUGCACCAAAAACACAAGCCGCUCACGGGUAGAUUGGCAGGCCUCACAAAAGCGCUUUUACUUUUGUAUUUAUUUGUACAUUUUGGUCCAAUGAAAAGCAGCUAUCGCUCAAUUUUAUUUGUUUUUUUCCUUUUCAAAAAAAAAAAUAUUGGAGAUACAUGCUUUCCAGUGACCAAUGACGAUUAUUUAUUUCCUUAAAUGUACAUUUAUUUAUUCACUGCUUUCCAUACUGCCACCGUCAAAUUAAAAGCAAGCAUCCGCAACUCUUUUGUUUAUUUUUCCUUCAAUGAGAAAAAAAUACAUUAAUUUUUGGUGCUUUUUUUUUUUGAAAGAAGAACAAACAGAAAAUUUGUAGAGCUUUUGCUUUGCAUUGAACCGUGACACGAUUUUUCUAAAUAUUUUUAUUUAUUUAUUUUGUUUAUUUUUUACAAUCUAUAUUUUUCCCAAAAAGGAUUGUCAGACAUUUUCUACAUACAAAGAUAAUGUUUCAACGUUUUCAUUGCGAAAUGUAUCGUUUUGUUAUCAAAUCUAGCAUCUCUGUGGGAAUAUUUUGCAUUUGAAGAGAUCCAUUUUGUUGCAAAAUCUUUUGCUAGCAAAAUAUAGCAUUUCUCUGGCUUAAUCUAGUGUUUUCAUUUAAAAAAAAAAAAAAAAAAAGCUAGCAUCUGUUUUGUACGGAGCCCCUAAAGGGACAUUGAAAAAAAAAACUGGUUUCUCAUUGUAAUGAGAAACUUUCUCAUCGUAACGGGUAAGUUUCUCAUUGUAAUGAGAAACUUUCUCAUUGUAAUGAGAUACUUACUCAUUUUAGUGAGUACGUUUCUCAUUGUAAUGAGUAACUAGUCCAUUGCAUGUGUGUAUGUAUAAAAGACCCUAAUUCCUUAUUCAGGAAGCUACCGCUAGCAGAUAAAUAAGCUACGAAUACCUGAACGCAGGAAGCUACCACGAGCAGGUAAAUAAGCUGCGACCCAUGGGUAGCCGUUUUUCAACACUCUCAUUGUAAUGAGUAACUUACUCCUGAGUUAAAAUGAAUAACUUACUCGUAAGUAAGUAAGAACUAGUAAGUUACUCAUUACAAUGAGUAACCAGUUUUUAAUUUUUUUCUUGCAAUGUCCCUUUAGGGGCUCCGUAGCUUUGAAAAAGUAAGCAUUUUUGUUUCAUAACACCAAAUUUUAGCAGCCAAAUCUUGCCUUUUCAUUGCACAAGCUGCAAUUUUCCUGUAAAUAUUUGCAUUUUAACAGCAAAAUUCUGCAUAAUAAUGGCAAAAUUUUGCGUGUUAAUCUGAAAUCUAGCAUUUCCCAUCAGAUGUUGUUGUCGUAAAACGCCGCAGCUGCGUAACGCUUGAUUUUCUCCCCUUGAUCCGUGUCCUCGAUCACACGCCGUCGACAUUCCGAGGUGACCCGUGAAGCUUUUUCGGGUGGCCGAAAAGCAAGUUCACAUUAAAAGCUUUUUUUUUUGCACAGCCGUGUGUAUGAAAAUACCAGAAUUUGAAUUUGAGAUGCCACAGAAAACGGGAUUUUAAUUUGAAAUGUAACGUGAUCACAUUUUCAAUAGUUGCGACAAUUCGCUGUCGAAAAAUUCACUGCCUGUGCCACCGGGCGGGGUUAAUUCAGGUCAGGGACCGAACACCCGGCCAAUCGCAGUUAAGCUUUCUCAGUCACGUGACAUCACAUACUAAGAAAGCCUAACCGUGAUUGGCUGGGUGCUAGUUUCUGACCUGAAGUAACCCCACCUGGUGUGGCACGGACGGUGAAUUUUCGACAGCGAAUUGUGGCCAGUUGAAUUGUUAACACUGAAAAUAAAACGAUUGAAAAUGUGAUCACUUUACAUUUCAAAAUUCAAAUCCUGGUGGCACAAUUUUACUCCCAUACGUGUGCUCGUCCUCACCGUGCGUCGCGUUCAAAGACCCCCGUCGCUCUUCGCGUCCCUUUCCUCGUGUUCUCCUCCUUAUAAAACAAAAACUCCACGGGCCUUUCUGCCCAAUCUGGUGCCUCUCGGUUUUUCUCUCGCUUCCCGAACGUCGCCGGGAGCUUUUGCUGCUCUGUUGUCUCUUCUCAGUUGCUUGAACAUAUCGAUGUCCAGCUUCCUACAUACAUUGCCCCCCCCCCCCCAAAAAAAAUGAGAAUUUUGUGCGUGGAAAGUCUCCCAUUUCAUAAUGCCAUAUAUUUGAACGAUAGUUUAUUUUUUCUCGUCGACUGUAAUGCGAUGAAAGUCAAGUCGGAGCUCGAUGAAUUGAAGACAUCAUCGAUACUGUGUCAGUGCUGAGCGCCCCAAACUUUUUCCGCCACGGACCUGUUUAAUAUCCAUUUUCUUUGACGCUUAUCCUCAUGAGGGUCACGGGGAGCGCCGGAGCCUAUCCCAGCUGUCAACGGGCAGGAGGCGGGGUACACCCUGAACCGGUUGCCAGCCAAUCGGAGGGCACAUCCAGACAAGCUGGUAAAGCGUUGGCCUCACAGUUCUGAGGACCCGGGUUCGAUCCCGGCCCCGCCUGUGCGGAGUUUGCAGGUUCUCCCCGUGCCUGCGUGGGUUUUCUCCGACAUCCCAAAAAUAUGCAACAAUAAUUGGACACUCUAAAUUUAAAUCUAGGUGUGAUUGUGAGUGCGGCUCUUUGUCUCGAUGUGCCCUGCGAUUGGCUGGCGACCAGUUCCAGGUGUACGCCGCCCGCCUCGUGCCCGUUGACAGCUGGGAUAGGCUCCGGCACUCCCUCCGAACCUCGUGAGGAUAAGCGGCAAAAGAAAAUGGAUGAAAGGAAAGUCUCAAAGUCUCACCCUUAAAAUGGUCGCUUGGAAAUCGGUUUGUGAAACUUUUUGUCUACUCACAUUAGACGACACUGGCAAAUUUCAUGACAAUAUUAAUAAUAUUUUAGCAUAAAACACAUUCUUCUAAAAAGUCACUGAUGGUGGUUCGGUGGAGGCAGUGUGGGAUCGAUUCCCGCUCAGCGACGUUGUCGAUAUCUACCCUGCGACUGCCUGGCGACCAAUUCAGGCUGUAGUGCGCCUUUUGCCCAAAUCGAGCCGUGAUAGGCUCCAGCUUUUCAUGCAACCCUUGUGAGGAUAAGCAGCUUGGAUAAAUGACGUGACACAUUCUUCUACUUCUAAAAUUACACCGAGUUGAACGGGGAAAAUGUCAUUUUUCAAAAUGUAGCUUAUUGUUUUAAUAAUAUUUCUUUUACUGCACUGCUUUUAAAUCCCUCAAUGUGAAAUCCAAUGAAAAUGAAAUUGUCAAACCAUCCUUUUUUUUUUUUUUUUUUACGAUGUGACAUUUCCCAAUGCCUUGCCGUCCAAACCACUCUCGCGACGUCAUUUUCCCGAUGUGUCGUUCACCGAUAUUUCGCUCCACGGUUUUCAAAUGCCAAACCUUGCAUGUUUGUCACAACAACAACAAAAAAAUAUGUAUCGAUCCUUCUUUGUUGUCGACGUGCCGCCGUGUCGCUGUUGCGCCCGGAUGACUUAUUUUGAUAAGAAAAAAUGUGUACGUGGUGCAAAGGUGGAUCACUCUGCUGUCUUCAUAAAAUGUCUCAUUUGAACUCAACGCAGUUCUUUUUGUCCUUUUUAACCUGCACACACCAGCAGGUGGUGCUAUCGUCUGAAUUUCACAACUGACGGGUUCAAUAUGUCAGUGCUUAAUUGUCUUGUUUUUGUGUCCAAAAAACAUAAGGCCACCAGAUAUAUAAUUUC